Messenger RNA from Onthophagus taurus, 3424 nucleotides. RefSeq lists its product as uncharacterized. The record is from RefSeq and is a predicted model, not a curated record. Lineage: Eukaryota; Metazoa; Arthropoda; Insecta; Coleoptera; Scarabaeidae.
UUCAUGAUUUUCUUGGCGAUCGACUCUAAACUGCUUUGCGAUCGACGUUAUGGACACCACUGAUAUAGAUGAUAUAUGGAAAUGUGUUGAGAAUUUGUUAGGGCAAUAAACACAACGUAAAAUAAUAGAUAAUAUUAGUUUAAAAAUAGAAAAUGUCAUUUACCUUUUACUAGCCACUUUUUAACGAAAGAAAUUUCUAACAUUUUCUACACGUUAAAGGCAUAAAGUCACAAUAAUUCGUGGAGGGGAGAAAAACGGAGGUAUUCUAUUAAUGGAAUUAAUGAAUUGUGGGCAUCAACGGGUUAAACAUAAUUAAGUCGUUAGUAUACACGAAGUGUUAUAAAGACAAAGUAUUGUGAACUUUUUAUAUAAUAUUCGCUUUGCAAUGUAGUUAUACUUAAAACGAGUUUACAAUAAUUUGGUAUUGUUUGUAAUAAUCAUGAUAAACCUUAGUCAUUUCACGACGAUGAUUUGCUCGAUUACUUAUUAACUUUUCUACUAUAUCGUAUAUAAGAAUUAUUCGUAGUGGAACAAAUAUUUUCUUCUUUAGGUGUCGUCUCAGCUGCUCUAAAUAGUUGGUUGCUGGUGCAUUUAAAGUUUGGAUGUACCAGAAGAAUGUCCCAGCAAGUUAUUGCUUUUCAGAUAAAGUGCGCUGCACUCAUGAUAAUGCACAAUUAAAUUAAUUAUAAUUAAAUUAAUUAUAAAAAAUUAAUCGUAAGAUUUUUACUUUAUUGGAAGAAGCAUUUGUAUCAAAGCAAAAAAAAAAGAUACUGCAGUACAAGAUUUGGUAUUAUUUAUAAAUGUGAUUGGAUCAAAAAUCCAGAAGCAGGGCACUAACUAAGUGUGAAGAUUCAUACACAAUUUUUCAAUAUCUAAGAAACGUAGAAGAGGCGUUUCUAGAAGAGGAGUGUAAUGCAUUUUGGAAGUAAAAUCUGAACAGAAUUUGUGCUUUUUGAACUUAAUACCGAGAUACUAAAUGUUGACGAAAGCAUUUUUACAGAAAUUGGGGAAAAAAGCAAUUAUGGCUUUUAACUGAUGAAGUGAGUCACAAUUAGUAUCAAAUAGUUGUUGGGUAAAGUAAUUAUUAAGUAAUAUCUUUUAAUACAUUGAAUACAUUGUAAAAUCAAUACUAUAACGUAAAAUAAAUAAUAAUUUUAUCUAUGAGUAGAAACAACCAGAUAAGGUCUAUUUAAAUCAAACCCUACACACGUUAACGAAUUAAAUCGUUUCGAUAUUAAGAAGAACAAGUUCUAUAUAAACUUUUUAAUGGGUAACACAACCGAAGAUUUAGUGCCAUGUGUAAAACGUGCGAUCGAUGAUAUUAUAGCAAAUGAAAACUUUGCUUCACCACCAACGAUAAAAAUUUCGCCUGGAUCUCAAAUAGGUGAUGGUUAUGCAUCAAAGACGUUAGCUAUAGAAAUUAAAGAUACGGAAAAAACUAUCAAUUUGUUCGUAAAAUAUUUACCAGAAGUGAAAAAUGAUAUCAUCGAAUCUCUUAAAGCAGCGUUUGACGUUGAGUUUCGUUUCUAUCAAGAAAUUUAUCCAGAAAUGAAGAAAAUUCAAGAAGAAAAGGGAUUAAAAGAAAAUAUUUUUGAUAAUGUCCCAAAACAUGUUAAAACUAACAUUAAAUUUGAUGGUUAUACCCCUAUUAUAUUGGAAAAUCUACGACUUUCUGGUUACACUUUGCGAGAUUUUCAAACUACUAUUGACGAAGAACAUUUCGUACUAGCUUUGAAGACUUUUGCUAAAUAUCAUGCACUUUCUUAUGCUUUGAAAGAUCAAAAACCCGAUUUAUUUAAACAGCUUACAUUCGAUAUGAAAGAUAAUUUUGUAACAGCUUUUGAGACAAUGCUAGGUGAAAGUAUGGGUAUGGCCAUAGAUAUGUUUUUAAAUGGUUUGGAUUCCGAUUUAGAUAAAAAAUUAAUUAAUUCGUGUGGAAAUUUACGGAAAAUUUUAAUUGAUCACGCUUGUAAUGUUCAUAAAUUUGUUGAUGAUUACGCUGUAAUAUGCCAAGGAGAUUGUUGGUCAAACAACAUGAUGUUCCUUUAUGAUGAUAAUGGAAAACCCAUCAAUAUCAAAUUAGUUGAUUGGCAAAUCCAAAGAUUUAAUUCUCCAAUUUUAGAUGUUUCUUAUUUUUUUUAUAAUGUGGCCACAGAGGAAAUCAUAAAAAAUUUUGAUAAAUACUUCAACUUCUAUUAUAACACUUUAGCCGAUUCCUUAAAAAGCUUAGGAAGUGAUCCAAGAAAAAUUUAUCCAAAGGUGGUUUAUUUGAGUCAUUGGAAAAAGUAUGCUAAAUUUGGUUUGACGAUGGCUUUCGGUGGUUUUUUGAUGUUAGCCAAAAAAGAUAAUGUACCGAAUUUAUUGGAUGGGGAUGAUUUGAAAGUUUCUAAUCCAACUGAAGACUUUGAAGGUCGAAGCGUUUAUCAACAAAGAAUGAAAAUGCUUGUGGAACAUUUUCUUGAACGUGAUUUCUUGUAAUUAUAAUUUUAUUUAAAAUAAAUUCUCACUUAAGUAAAAAUGUCAUUUUGUUCCUACUAUUACUUCGUAUUUCAUCUUGUGUAAAGGCGUAUUACUUCAACAUCGUCGUUAGCAUCGUGGUCAGAACUUAUUUGUUCUUAUACCGAACAUAGAAAGUGACUUGGUGUUUAGUUCCGAACACUAAGAUAUUGCUAGAUAAAGAUUAUUUAGAUUCAAGAACAACCUAAUAUUGCAAUUGAAGAAAUUAAAGGAGUAUUUUCUAAUAUGCAACCUAAUAAAGCACCCAGACUAGAUGAAGUUGUCGUAGAAGUAGUAGAAACUGACAUUGGAAAAGCAAACAGGAUUCCUAUGAAUUGCUAAACGCAUCGAAUUGAUUAAUAUAUACGCGUACCUAGAACACGAAAAUCCCGAGGCAACCAGAAUUGUGAGCUACACAAGUCAAACUCGGAUGGGCAGCUUAUAGAAAGCUAAAACAUGUGUUCAAAAGCGACCUUCCAAUUUGUCAGAAAAGAAAAGUGUUCAAUCUUGACUUUACGACAGCAUCUCGGUCAUGCUGGAACUGACUUUAAAAUACUUUGAUACAAACCAGGAUCUGAGGCAGAAAACUACUUAAAUGGAAUUGGGACGAACAUGUGGUCACAAUGAAUGGCGAUACGUAGAAGAAGGCAGCUGAAGAUUUGAAAAGAGUGGCUAAAAAGUGGAUACAAGCUUAAAACAGAGAAAGGUAGAGGGCAAUCAGGUUUAGAGAGAGAUCAUAAUUUAGGAUAAGGUUUUUUGUAAAAUAAUUUCCGAGAUGCAAGUAAUUUGAGUAUCAUCAGAUACUUUAUGAAAGAUGUCUGGAAAAUUCUUCCAGUUACAAAAGAUAAAUAAAUAAUCCACCAAAUCAUAUAAGAUUUCCAAUUAACAAAAUUAAGAAAAACAAAAAUUCCCUAAAAUAAACUGGGUC